AUGUCCAAGCUCAAAUGGUUACUCGACAAGGCGGCCGUUGAGAACGAGCCGGGACUCACCAAUGCUCAGAUGAUGUUGACCAACAAUGAUCUACGGCCAGUGGAUCCAGAAAGACGCCAAUGGAGAUGGGUCAACUUUAUUGCUUUUUGGAUUGCGGACUCAUUGAACAUCAACACAUGGAUGAUUUCUUCCUCGAUGAUCGUUGACGGUCUUUCCUGGUGGCAGUCUUGGAUCUGUGUCUGGGUUGGAUACUUCGUGGCUGCAGGUUUCGUGUGUCUGACUGGGCGAAUUGGUGCUGUCUAUCAUAUUUCUUUUCCCGUCACAGCCCGAGCUUCAUUCGGAAUAUGGGGCUCUUUAUGGCCCGUCCUCAACCGCGUGGUGAUGGCUAUUAUCUGGUACGGUGUGCAAAGUUAUAUUGGAGGCCAGUGUGUUACUUUGAUGAUCGAGGCCAUUUGGCCCAGCUACCGGAACCUUCACAAUGGUCUCUCUGCUAGUGCUGGCAUUGAUACCAAGAACUUCGUCAGCUUCUUCUUAUUCUGGUUGCUUUCACUUCCAGCCUUGUGGUUCCCCGUUCACAAAGUCCGUCACUUGUUCACCGCUAAGGCAAUCUACUCUCCUAUCGCUGCCAUCGCUUUCUUUGCCUGGGCUAUCUCCCGUGCCCACGGCCUCGGCCCGAUUAUCCACCAGUCCAACACCGUCCACGGAAGUGAUCUUUCAUGGGCGAUGGUGAAAGGAAUCAUGUCGUGCAUCGGAAACUUCGCGGCACUUAUCAUGAAUAACCCUGAUUUCUCACGAUUUGCGAAAACACCAAAGGACGCAUUCUGGUCCCAGCUAUUGACCAUUCCCGUCGGCUUUGGUGUCACCUCAUUCAUUGGAAUCAUCGUGUCUUCCUCCUCAUCGUUCCUCGAUGGAGCCAGUUCCGGUCAGCGCUUCGGUAUCUUCGUCAUCGCCACCGGAUUUGCCCUAGCCCAGCUCGGAACCAACAUUUCCGCCAACUCAAUCUCAGCAGGCACUGAUCUGACUGCCCUGCUACCCAGAUACAUGUCCAUCCGACGCGGUAGUUACAUCUGCGCCGCCGUCGGUCUAGCUAUGUGUCCAUGGAACCUUCUCUCAACCUCAAACAACUUCACAACCUACCUCUCAGCCUACUCCCUCUUCCUCUCCGCCAUUGCCGGUGUCAUGAUCUGUGACUACUACAUCGUCCGAAAGGGCUACCUGAACAUCAACUCUCUCUACAGCGCCAGCAAAACAGACUGCUACUACUACACUGGCGGUUUCUCGUGGCGCGCCUAUACCGCCUACAUCUGCGGUAUCCUGAUCAACAUCGUCGGCUUCGCCGGUGCUGUGGGUUGCAAAGUCCCUAUCGGCGCGGAAUACAUCUACAACAUUAACUAUUUCACCGGUGUCCUUGUUUCCGGUGGUGUGUACUUCGCUCUCACGUGGUUCUUCCCCGUUCCUGAGACAAGUGCUACGUGGAACGAGGUUGAUAUCGAUGUUGAGGAUUUCUCCGUUGCAUACGGAAAGGACCCCAAUGACUUGGAGGGUCAAGGGUAUGCUGAUCGGAGGUCAUUUGAUGGUGCGCUUGGGUCGGAUGAUCGGAAGGGCCCAAAUACUUCCAACAAGAAGAUUUGA
Molecule: messenger RNA, 1632 nt
Organism: Penicillium crustosum
Lineage: Eukaryota; Fungi; Ascomycota; Eurotiomycetes; Eurotiales; Aspergillaceae
Product: nucleobase cation symporter-1 family protein
Exons: 6
Coding region: 1-1632 (543 amino acids)
Biological process (GO): nucleobase transport; transmembrane transport
Cellular component (GO): plasma membrane
Molecular function (GO): nucleobase transmembrane transporter activity
Source: RefSeq, a predicted model, not a curated record